GAGAAAUUUAACACAAGAAAAAAAAUGAGUGAACAAAAAAUUGUUCUAGUGACCGGUUGUGCCAAAGGUGGCAUUGGCUAUGAGUAUUGCAAAGCAUUUGCCGAGAAAAAUUGUCGCGUCAUAGCCUCUGACAUCUCAAGUCGGAUAAAAGACAUGUCAGAUUUUGAGUCAGAUAACAACAUAGAGACACUCGAACUUGACGUUUCAUCUGAUCAAAGCGCUACUUCAGCCGUGGACACUAUUAUAUCAAAAUACGGACGUAUCGACAUUCUAGUUAAUAACGCCGGAAUAGGUAGCACAGGUCCAUUAGCCGAAUUACCACUAGACACUAUUAGAAAAACAUUGGAAAUUAACACGUUGGGACAACUAAGAAUGGUGCAACAAGUUGUGCCUCACAUGGCUCUGAAAAAAAGUGGAACCAUAGUUAAUGUUGGAAGUGUAGUUGGGAAUAUUUCAACACCAUGGGCAGGGUCAUAUUGUGCUAGUAAAAGUGCUAUUCAUGCAAUGUCAAAUAGUUUGCGGUUAGAAUUGAAGCCAUUUGGGAUCAAUGUUGUUUUGGUUAUGCCUGGAUCCAUUAGAUCAAAUUUAGGGAAAGCUAAUUUGGAGAAAUUAAGUGAUUAUGAUUGGAAGCUUUAUAAGGAUUUUAAGGAAGCUAUAUCGGAGAGAGCAAGAGCUUCUCAAGGUGGAAAAGCAACGGAUGGUAGAGUUUUUGCUAGACAUGUUGUUAAUAAAAUUUUGGCAAAUAAACCACCUAAGCAAAUUAUUUUUGGUCACUUGACUGGUUUGUUUGCCUUGCUUUCUUGGUCUCCUCUUUGGGUUAGAGACAUGUUUUUCUCAUCACGUUUUGGCCUUGAUAGAAAGGUUUGAUUUGAGGAUUUGUAUGAUCAUUUUCUUUAUGAUCAAAAUUCAUGUUUAUUCACUGUUUACUGUUUGAGUCAAUGAAAUAAUUUAUAUACUGUUUUGUAAUAUGUGACUUGACAAUAUCUUGUUGCUAUAGCUACUUAUUGUGUUAGUAUAAAAAAUGGGGGUAAAAUAGCAUCAUGCUAAUGUUAUA
Medicago truncatula (barrel medic) is the source of this 1054-nucleotide messenger RNA. Its product is annotated as short-chain dehydrogenase PC-15. Bases 25 to 867 code for a protein of 280 amino acids. Gene Ontology annotation, molecular function: oxidoreductase activity. The transcript has a single exon. The record is from RefSeq and is a predicted model, not a curated record. Gene Ontology annotation, cellular component: endoplasmic reticulum. Lineage: Eukaryota; Viridiplantae; Streptophyta; Magnoliopsida; Fabales; Fabaceae.